Anopheles stephensi (Asian malaria mosquito) is the source of this 2764-nucleotide messenger RNA. RefSeq names its product sodium-coupled monocarboxylate transporter 1-like. Gene Ontology annotation, molecular function: symporter activity. Gene Ontology annotation, cellular component: membrane. NCBI's taxonomy places the organism in Eukaryota, Metazoa, Arthropoda, Insecta, Diptera, Culicidae. The record is from RefSeq and is a predicted model, not a curated record. The coding region runs from base 733 to 2559 and encodes 608 amino acids. The transcript has 4 exons. Gene Ontology annotation, biological process: sodium ion transport; transmembrane transport.
UGUUUACAACACCUUCGACAAGGAGGCAGCGCGAGUAAGUAAGCGUCUCGAAGUGUCUGAUGUUCCACCGGAACAGGACGGUACACACCUCGCUUCCUGCGCAGAGGAGGGCCACCCCGAUUAGGGGGGCGCGGUGGACCAGUGGUCGCGGUAGAGUCAUCGAGUGGUCUGGUGGUUUGGUCUGGUAACUGGAUAUAAAAAUCAGAAGAAAUGACGGCCAUUGUUUCAGUGUUAUCACAGCCGGUGUUCGCACCGCUGCUGGAAGUGUAGUCGUCGCCGCUGUCCACCAGUCGAGUUUCGCGCGUCCAACGGCAGGCCGGAGAAACAGUUUGCUUGCAUCGGCAAGAUAUUCAGUGCCAAACUGCGCUGGGUGCAACAUCCAGAGGCUCAUCGUUUUAGUAAACUGUUGGCACGCUGGGCACUUGUUUCGUUCUGUUGGCAAAUUUCUUCACGGUCACGGGAGAAACUCUGUGGGGCGUGGGGCGUGUAGCGGUGGUAGUGGUGGAUGGAGAAUGUUUUGCAAAUAACAGUGCUCCCGUUGGCGUGCGUUGGUCGCAUCUGGACGUAACUUUGUACCGGACGGAAUAGUGGCUCAGUGUUACGUGGUGGAUGCACGUGAGUGUGUCACGUUUUGCGGUGGACCAGAACCAACAAGUCAAGUUCCUGAAUUGAGUAGGAUACCCUGUGAUCCUGUGAACGAUCGUCGAAAGCGAUCGCACCAACCUUAGUGUCAUGGAGCAGCUGCUGGAGGAGCAGCAACAAGCAGGGCCGGCCAACGCAGAGACAUACAGUGACACUACUAACGAUGUCUGGAACUACGUCGUGUUCGUGUCCUUCGUGGUUAUAUCGGCGCUGAUACCGAUCCGGAAGCGGCUGUGCCGUCGGAGCAGCAACAGCAAGAGCAAGCAGGACUAUGUGUUCGGAGCGGGGCACAUUUCCACACUGGCGAUGAUGCUGUCCAUCGCGCGGGGAACACUUGGCGUGAUCUCCGUGCUGGGGUAUCCGAGCGAGUUCUUCUACCGUGGUUCGGCGAUGUGGGAAUCACUGUACGGCGUCAUCACCGCGUACCCGAUCGUAUGCUUCGUCUUCAUACCGGUGUACUUCGAUCUUGGCAUCACGUCCGUCUAUCAGUAUUUGGAGUUGCGCUUCAACAGUCGUCUAGUGCGUUGUCUUGCGUCGGGGACCUAUAUACUGAGGACGCUGUUGAGUUUGGGCGUUACUAUCUACACGCCUACCGUUGCCCUUAACACAAUCAUCGGUGUUCCGUACUGGGUGUCGUUGCUCUCCAUCACGCUCAUCAGUAUCUUCUUCAACGCACUCGGUGGCUUGAAGGCGGCGGUGGCUGCAGACGUGAUACAGAGCCUCAGCAUGACGGCAAUGCUGGUGGGGAUCAUCAUUUACUGCGCCGUAACGGUUGGUGGUGUGGACAAGAUACUGACCAUCAGCUCGGAGAAUGAUCGUUUCGCAUUUUUCAACUUUGCUGCCGAUCUGCAUCUGCGCGUCACCACGACGUCCGCCUGGUUGGGGGAGCUGUUCAACUCGCUCAGUCUGUUGGGCUGCCAGCAGAACUUUGUCCAGCGCUACCUCAGCAUGCCCACGUUCAGCCAGAUACGGCGCACGCUGAUGCUGAACAUUCCCGUCGUGAUACUGCUAUUCUCGCUGCCCUGGUUCGUCGGGAUGGCCAUCUACGCCAUCUACUGGCACUGUGACCCACUGAAAGCGAGUGUGAUCGCAAAGAUGGACGAAAUACUGCCCUACUUCAUGGUGGACCGGUUCGAUAACGUUCCCGGCGUGUGGGGGAUCUUCGUGGGCACGCUGUUCAAUGGGGCGCUCACCCUGAACAUCUCCAACAUCAACUCGCUGGCAACUGUAACCUGGGAGGACUUUCUUUCGCUAAUUCCGGCACUACGCAAGAAGAGCGACAAACAUCAGCUGAAUGUGAUAAAGCUCGUGGGCACGAUCUACGCGGUAGUGAUCAUGGGCGUAGGUUUCAUCGUAGGCUUACUGUCCGGUGUGAUCGAGUCCUCGAUGCUGAUCAUCUCGGCCACCUCCGGCCCACUGUUGGGUGUGUUUGUGCUGGCCAUGUUUAUCCCGUUCGCAAAUUGGAAGGGCGCUGCGAUGGGCAUGAUUGCGUCCCAUUUAUCGAUCCUGUGGAUCGUGGUUGGUCGGCUGCUGGAGAGCAACGUCAGUGACACACUGCUGGAAACGUCCAUCGAAGGGUGUUACGCGGAUUUGAUGGAAGCGCAAAAGAAUGCAUCCUUGCUGGUGGUGACACUGGACGACGGAAUUAAUGUGGUCGAGACGAGCAAUCUGCUCAAUCGAAUCUACUCGAUCACGUACAUGUACUACGGUGUGUUCGGUACGGUGCUCACUGUGCUGGCGGGGAUCGUGAUCAGUCUCGCCACGUGGAGCAGUCACGAUCAGUACAACAUGAAGAUGCUACAUCCAGCGGUACGAUGGCUCUACUCACGCUGUCCCUUCAGCGGUAAGCACUUUGGUUCGUUCGAGAUAGCGGCUAGCUAUGGGGCUGGGAAUAAAGAGCCGGUACCAAAGUGCUGACCAGGGCUGCACCCGUGGAAGGAUUGUGGAGCUCGGACCACCGUUUGUAUCGGCAUGUGAUAGACAGAUGAAAUAGUUCCUAUCUAGCCUAGCUUAAUAGUCUUUAUGGGCGUCUUGUACAGAAUGUAAAUGUACGAUAGAGUGUAUUGCGUUAUAGCCAGUAAGUAGGGUUAUUGUCAAUAAAUCGUAAAGACACUUUUAACGC